ACAAAUGUUUAAUUCAAGCUGUCAAAUUUCUCGUAACUUAUUUUUUUCAGGUGCUAUUUGUUAGCGGGUGGGUAUAAUUUGUGGAACGUUCCAACAGGAAUCUGUUCCAAAAACUGCGGAAACAAGGUUGCCAACAAACACCGCAUACAAAGUUGAUACUGGGUAGGGAGUGGGUUAUUUAAUUAAUGAAUGUUUCACUCACCACAUUUAUUCCGAAAAAUGUAUGUCCUCACUCUGGUAGCCUAUGGACAAACAUUAAGAAUAAACUACGUGGGCAGUAUGGCUUAUUCUACCAACCCCAGGGCUCACUCCCCAAACUAGAAUUCCGGUAUCUCAACUGCACGUGCUGUUGGAGGAGUCGGAUCCCAGUCGCAGGCUUUGAAACCCUUAAUGACACCCUCUCUUCAUCUACUACUAUUUGCGACGACAAGUCGCUGGACGCAUACUACACGUCAGAGCAGCGAGAUAUCAUUCUGCAGCUCCUCAACAAUGCGGCAGAGUCGGAGCUUGCUGCUGUCAAGCUCCUUCGUGGCCGCAAGUCUGUCAACAUUGUGGAAUACAGGACUAGAAAUGGACCUUUUAAAAAUCUCGAAAGCGUCAUAAAUGUGCCUCUUCUGAAACACAAAAGUGCUGUCAUUGUCUUCAACUCCAUCCUCAACCCUCCGGAGAAGAAGGAGAAAAGAAAAGUAAAGAUCCAGCUAGCCAAGUUCAUCAGACCAGAGGUGGAAAGGACCUGGCUAGAUGAAGCAAAUUCCAUAGUGUCCAUUGUGUGUGGAGUGAAUAAAAUAGCCUGGGCGCACAUGGAUCGUGGCAUGAACGUGUUGGAGUGGAAACAUGAGGAUUGCCACAACUUUCUGAAGGGAACCUACAUGGCUUCUGCCUACUUGGAUGACAUUUCCAUUGUGGUAUCCAAUCUCCCCAAGGCUGACUUCUUCGUUGUGGAAAAGCCAUCAAUCUCCCUUCAGAACACUGCCCUGUACCCAGUAAUGGCUCACAUGCGUACAGUGGAGGCUAUGCUGUUUGCCCUGCUGGAGCCCCGCUACACCCAGCCUGACAUCACUGCUCCACCCAAGGUGCUCAACAUGAUGCGCACCGCCGUCGGCCGCCAUUUUGGCCUCAUGGUGGGUGACUCCCGCACUAGCGGGGCCCAGGCGGUGCAACGGAUGAUGACGGAGUCAGUGACUCAGAAGAUUCCGAGGGUGACAUUCCCUCACAACCUGUUGGUGAAAUACAGGAACUCCUUCCAGAUGGGCGGGCGGAGUCGGGGGGAGGAGCUGUGUGACGCCAUGUUGCAGGCUGUGGCGUUUUACGAGCUACUCAGUGAAUCGAGUUAAUGUUACAGCGACAAUUUCCACCAGACUCAAACUGGUUGACUGUGUACGUGACCUGGUGGGGUCGAAGUUCAAAGAGCUAACCAGAGAGACCUGCAUAUUGGAGGCUUGAUGUAAAUUGACACUAGCUUACAUUAAAUGUAUACUACAGCACUUCCCACCUGUAGACUCAGAUGGUAUUGCACUUGAGGUCAGUUCAGGCCCCAGCAGCUGAACUCAAGCCUCUCCUCGUAUAGAUACCACACAUCAUGUUCUUCACUUUCUCAUUAAUAGAAAUGUUCUCAGGGCCACUAGUAAAGCAGAAUAAGCUUGAAUAUGUACAGUGAUGAUUUGUCACAUGCAUCUGUACCUUUGUGGGCAAAUGUUUAAUGCCUUCAAAGCCUGAAAUACCACUGAUUUUAAACACCAACUCACUGAACCAGAUUAAAAUAUAAAGUAACAAAUA
Molecule: messenger RNA, 1776 nt
Organism: Salvelinus sp. IW2-2015
Lineage: Eukaryota; Metazoa; Chordata; Actinopteri; Salmoniformes; Salmonidae
Gene: tefm
Product: transcription elongation factor, mitochondrial
Biological process (GO): transcription elongation by mitochondrial RNA polymerase; mitochondrial transcription
Cellular component (GO): mitochondrial nucleoid
Molecular function (GO): nucleic acid binding; DNA polymerase processivity factor activity
Source: RefSeq, a predicted model, not a curated record